Messenger RNA from Temnothorax curvispinosus, 1909 nucleotides. Its product is annotated as putative gustatory receptor 28b. Gene Ontology annotation, cellular component: membrane; neuronal cell body; axon. The transcript is spliced from 4 exons. The record is from RefSeq and is a predicted model, not a curated record. Bases 292 to 1515 code for a protein of 407 amino acids. Lineage: Eukaryota; Metazoa; Arthropoda; Insecta; Hymenoptera; Formicidae. Gene Ontology annotation, biological process: sensory perception of taste.
AAGAGCACCAUGGUUACUUAACGCCUAACAAAAUUUCCCUUUAGUCUUGUCUCAUUCGAGGUAGAAACUGUUCGCAGUUUUGAACUUAAAUUCACUGAGUGUAAACAAGACGACCAAUCUAGUUCGCGUAUUCAACGACAAAAACCAGAGUUAAAGAUUACACUUGGAAAAGAAGUGUAAUCAUGAAGUUAUCGCAAUCAUAUUAACGUUAUAGUGCAUUGACAUAAUUAACAGUUUUUACUUUUUAAUCUACGACUGAGAUAUUUAUGUUCUCAUGACAUUCCGCUCAUCAUGUACAAUUUAUCAACAAAAUUUCAUGGAAAAAUAUUGCAUAAAUGGCGGGUUCUUCAAGUCACAGACUUUCAAUCUCUGAUGUAUCCCUGCUUCAUCUUUUGCUACAUUCUUGGAAUAUUCCCGUACAAGAUCAACGCAUUGACUUUCAAGAUUUCUAAACCCCGCUGCAUGUUAUCAACCGUUGUUAUUUGUGUUACCAGCGUUUACUCAUUCAUACUGCUUUAUGAUAUUAUCAUUUCUGAAAAGGUUACUUUUGGAAAUUUAUCGUGGAUUUCUAGUGGUACCUGCUACUAUAUAUUUACUAGUUUCAUAACGAUCGUCACAUACAUCUUGAGUGGUCCACGGAUGCGCUUGCUUCAGGCCAUAAUGGAUGUCUCUUCAAAACUGCCUUCGAAAACGUAUAGAAAAUUAUCUAGACUGAUCUACACGAAAGACAUUAUCAGUUUCUUUUUGCUCAUCGUAAUAACGGUACUAUGUUUUGACAAGCUGAAUAUCAGUCUUACACUGAAGUUGUUCACAAUAUACAUUAGUUUAGUGGAAUUUCAGAUGAAUAUGCUAUACUUCAAUUGUGUUUGUAUAUUAAAAGCUUGUUUUAAGAGAAUCAAUGACGAUCUUGCGAAUCUUCGGGAACCCGUGGUUAAGAAUGCGCCGCAUCUAUUCAAUCGGAUCUAUCACAAGCAGAGAAAUCUGUUCCUAUUGAUGGAACUCAAAGCUCUAAAAAAGCAGCAUCUGAUGAUCAGCGAUACAGUGCAGAUGUUGAACUUAGUCUUCAGCUUACAGCUUCUCGCUUUCAUAGCUAUAAAUUUCUGCGAUAUUACUUUCAGCCUGUAUUUUUAUGCAUCAAAGUGGCCAGGAUUCACAAAUGAGUUACAAGAAGAUCUUUGGUACUCAUAUUUCUUAGCGCUCAUAAUAUAUCAGUCUUUAAAAAUGUCUUCGAUUAUUUGGGCCUGUGAGACUGGUAAGAAUCAAGCUCUUGAAAUCGGCACGACUGUUCACGUCGUGUUUAACAGUAUUAGCGAUGAAGAUGUAAAAAACGAGUUGCAGCUGUUCUCUUUGCAAAUAUUGCAACGCAAAAAUAUUUUUUCAGCAAAGGGUCUUAAUGUGGACGCGACACUUCUCGCUGCAAUUGUUGGUAACAUUACUACCUACCUAUUAAUUUUAAUGCAGUUUCUAUUGAUGUCGAAUUCCUGCAAUGGAAAGUCUACAAACAAUAUUACGUGAAUAAACUAAUUAAUAAAAGAUAUAUGUAACGAAUUUUUGUCUAACAUUAUAUACAAUUUUAUAAUAUAUUCAAAGACAAUUUUUAUAUGAUAAAGGAAUGUGUUGAAGGAAAUGUUAUCUAUAGUAAGAACAGACACAUAAUAGGUAAUAUUAGAUAUUAAUUGUUAUACAUAGUUAGUAAACAUGUACGAAAAUAAUUAUACUUAUACUUGGUUGCAAUUUCAAAAUCGGCUUCGAUCUCUCUUGAGAUAAUCUUCAGUCAAUGGUUUGACGGAUUCAUCCUUAUUUUAAUAAGAAAUACUGAUGUGAAAUAAUAAAUUGUUUUUGUUUCUAUAAAAUAUAAGAAUCAGAAAGUAUAUAGAAACACAUAGAUAUAUGUUUACAUUCGAGUUUA